AUGCCCCAAGAUCCGCUAAUUGGAAUUGUCGGCAAACCGUCCAGUGGUAAGUCGACAAUGCUUAACUCGCUCACAGAUGCUGAUGCAGCUGUUGGCGCAUUUCCGUUCACUACCAUCGAACCGAAUAAAGCCACUGGCUACUUACAGGUUCCAUGUGCAUGCUCCAGGUUUGGAAAGCAGGAAUUGUGUAAGCCAAAUUAUGGUUGGUGUUCGUCGGGCAUGCGGCACGUCCCAAUCACACUUUUAGACGUCGCGGGGUUAGUUCCGGGUGCCCAUUCAGGUAGAGGUCUAGGAAACAAAUUCCUGGAUGAUCUGCGACACGCAGACGCCUUGAUCCACGUAGUCGACGUCAGUGGGACCACCGACGCGGACGGAAAAAACACUAUUGGCUACGAUCCUCUACAGGACAUACAGUGGUUACAGGAUGAGAUUCGUCUCUGGAUCGAAGGAAACCUCGAAAAGCGCUGGCCAUCUGUAGUUCGUAAACACGUAGCUACAAAAUCAACAACUCUUUCUACAAUGCAGGCGCAACUUGGCGGCUACGGAGCCAACCUUGACCUAGUACAGGCCGCACUAAGCCGUACCAAGGACCUUCCGCCCCUUGAAAAGUGGGACAGCUCUCACAUUACCCAGGUCGUUAAAGCCUUUAUGCAAGUUAAGUUCCCCACCGUUCUCGCUCUCAACAAAAUUGAUCAUCCAGAUGCAGACAAAAACGUCACCAAAAUUAUGCUCAAACAUCCCCAUACGAAAACGGUCCUUACAUCCGCCCUAACCGAGGUUUUUCUUCGCAAAUUAAGCAAACAGCGCUUCAUACACUACCAACCAGGAACCGAUAUAUUAGACACUUAUGAAGAUGAUCCCGUUAAUUUAAAACCCCUAGAUACGCCAGUGUUAAACCGCAUAGAAAACUUACGUGACCUAAUCCUCUACCGAUUCGGUUCCACCGGUGUUGUUCAGGUCCUACAAGCAGCAGCAUCUGUCCUGGACCUCAUACCAGUCUAUACCGUCAAAAACAUCACCUCAUUUACCGGCAGUUCCCCUCCCCAUGUCUUCAGGGAUUGCUACCUGAUCAAGAGCGGAACUAAAGUCAAGUCGGUUACCCGGCACAUAAUGGGCGAUAUCCCCGUAGCCGCCGUUGAAACUGUCGGCGGCUCCCGUGUUUCAGAUGAAGAUCCUAUAGCCCCCACGAAAAACGACAUUUUAAGUUUCCGCGUCGGCUCUCGAAAGUGA
Molecule: messenger RNA, 1230 nt
Organism: Eremothecium sinecaudum
Lineage: Eukaryota; Fungi; Ascomycota; Saccharomycetes; Saccharomycetales; Saccharomycetaceae
Exons: 1
Coding region: 1-1230 (409 amino acids)
Cellular component (GO): cytoplasm
Molecular function (GO): ATP hydrolysis activity; GTP binding
Source: RefSeq, a predicted model, not a curated record